Molecule: messenger RNA, 2400 nt
Organism: Botrytis cinerea B05.10
Lineage: Eukaryota; Fungi; Ascomycota; Leotiomycetes; Helotiales; Sclerotiniaceae
Exons: 6
Coding region: 82-2106 (674 amino acids)
Biological process (GO): termination of RNA polymerase II transcription
Cellular component (GO): mRNA cleavage factor complex; cytoplasm
Molecular function (GO): mRNA binding; RNA polymerase II complex binding; phosphatidylinositol binding
Source: RefSeq, a predicted model, not a curated record
GUGGCUGUCUUUCAUCAUCAAGAUCAUCAUUACAAGUCUACGCACCUUUGCAACGUUCUGCGGCUUCCCUUCUAGCCCACCAUGUCGUUUGGAGUCCCUUCUGAUGAGGUAGCGGAGGACUACAAAAGAGCCCUUGAAGAUUUGACUAUGAAUUCGAGAUAUGAGAUCAGCAAUCUAACCGUUAUAGCAAAAGAAAACACCGAACAUGCUUUGGCCAUUUCAGAGGCAUUGAAGAACCAUAUAAAACAGACUUCUCCGCAAAAGAAAUUGCCCGCUUUCUACGUCCUCGAUUCCGUAGUCAAGAAUGUUGGAACACCUUAUACCCUCUUCUUUGGUCGGCAACUUUAUUCAACUUUCAUGGAGGCGUAUGCUUUGGUCUCUCAUGAUGUGCGAAGAAAAAUGGAUGAGAUGUUGAAAACUUGGAAAGAGCCUGUGCCUGGCUCUAUAGAUACACGUCCUGUGUUUCCUCCAGAAGUAACUCGUCCCAUCGAAAAUGCUCUCAUAAAAGCCAGAACCUCAGCUCUCCAACAAGAGCAAUUGAGAAGUCAACAGCAGUUAAUGAACCGAGGCCGAUCUGCCGUAGGUCAGGCUCCCUAUCGUAACACGCCAACUCCCCCAAACCAAUCUCGUCAACCUCUUUAUCCACCUCCCGGACAUUCUGGAUACCCUCAACAAUACCCUCCUCCAGCGAAUGGCCAGCAGUAUAACAACCAAGCCAAUGGUCAUCUGCAGCUUGGACUUCCUCAGCGACCUCCUCCAACUCAAUAUUCUCAACAGCCAGGCAGCUCGGCAUCCUGGCAGCAGUCACAGCCUCAGGUUUAUCAACCACCAGAGGCGAGCGUAGAUAUGUUGAACAGGGAUAUCUCCAACCUCAUUGUUUCUUCAAAGGCAGAAUUUGCCCAGAGUCCAUAUGAUAGUAGCAUACAAACAAGACUGAAAGCCUUGCUUGAUUUACAGACCAUUCUACAAACUCAAAGGCUUCCACCUGAUCAAAUAGCAAUGAUAAAAGAACAAGUUGCACAACUAUCUGGUCCCCCCCAGCCAGCCCCUAAAAUUCCAUCCCCUAGGCCAGCACCUGUGGUAGCUACGCCAACACCUCAACCUCAGCCGCAGCCAACCUUGAACUCUUUGCUAGGCCCUGGUGGAUUGGCUGCUCUUUUAGCACGCCAAUCUGCUACACCACAGAUUCCCACGCCCCCUCCCCCCCAAGCCGCUGUUGCAAUCCAAUCUCCUCAACCACAACUUGCACUACCUUUACAGCUACCCUUUCAGCAAGCUUCUUCGGCCCCUGUUUUGGCAUCUGUUUCAAAACCUGCAGCAGAUCCUAACUCAUUAUUGGAAAGACUUCGAGCUGCUGGUAUGCUACCUGGAAUACCAACAGUGUCAAGCACACUCACUCAACCGCCAAGUGCUUUAGGCAGUGCUAAUCCUCCUAGCUUCCCCCCAUCUCUGCCCUUCAUAAGUGCGCCCCCCGUGUCAAGGACGCCGCUUUUAGAGAUUCCCAAUGAUGUCGUUUUAAAGCCAGCCUCAUUAAAAAUGUUUCGCCCGCAUCUUAUCUCCAAUCUCUACGAAAAGCUUGGCGCGCCAUGUACACAAUGUGGACGACGCUUUCAAUCAGACACAGAAGGUCGAAAGAAGAAAGCGGCACAUAUGGAUUGGCACUUCCGUGUUCAUCAAAGAAUGGCUGAGGCUGAGAAGAGGGGCCAACAUCGAAGUUGGUAUGUUGAUGAAUUGGACUGGAUAAAAUGGCGCGAACCAGAAGAUGACCAGGUGAAUGAUGCAUCGGAUACUACCCAAGGUGCUGCUGGUUCAUCUUCGGCUACGAAUGCUAAGCCAAAGCUUCAAUAUCUAGCGGUACCCGACGAUCCUGCUCUUGCUGGAAGUGUUUGUCCUAUAUGCCAAGAAAAGUUUGAGAUGAAAUGGUUAGAUGAUGCACAAGAGUUUGUGUGGAUGGAUGCUAAGAAAGUGGGUGAUCGUAUUUAUCAUGCUAGUUGUUAUGCCGAAGCCACGAAAGACAGAGGCACGCCUGAGCCAACGGUUCUGGGCAAGCGAAAAGCAGAGGAUCAGGAGCCCCUCUUACGGACGAAAAUCAAAAUGGAGCCUUAGUCAAUGUAAUUUUUAUAUUUUUCUAUGAACCAGCCACAGGCGUACAAUAGGGGUUGUAGUGGAUUUUCUGCAUUACAAAAGAUUUAUUAGAUACAUUCAUCUGCAUAAAGAGUGUGCUAGGUGGGAGAUUGGCUUACGAAAAGGAAUAGCACACGAGCAAUGUGCUUCAGAUACCAAACAUUUGUUGUUCGCAGAUGGAAUCAAUAUAAAGAUGAAUUUCAAACGAGAUUACCAAACAACCAUGUUCAGAUGUAUUCACAUGACAUUGUGUAUGUUGCUUAUGAAUGCCUAGCA